AUGGUCGGUGCCGGUGUGCUCGGAUUGCCCUACACCUUCAUGAGAACAGGGUGGAUCACGGGCUGCCUCAUGCUUUUCUGCGUAGCCGGACUCACCUAUUAUUGCAUGAUGCUGCUCGUCCGAACUCGUCGGAAAAUGGAAUCGGCCAACGGCUUCGUCAAGGUCGCCUCCUUCGGUGACCUUGGCUACGCCGUCUGCGGGCCUGCCGGCCGGUUCGCUGUAGACGUCAUGAUCGUUCUCUCCCAAGCGGGGUUCUGCGUCAGCUACCUCAUAUUCGUCUCCACCACCCUCUCCUACCUCUUCAAUUCCUCCCCCGCAAACCCUAAUCCCAAAUUUCUAGGGUUCACGUUUUCCUCCCUUUACAUCUGGGCCUGCUUUCCCUUCCAAUUAGGGUUAAAUUCGAUCCCCACUUUGACUCAUCUCGCUCCUAUCAGCAUUUUCGCUGAUGUUGUUGAUCUGGGUGCCAUGGGCGUGGUUAUGGUGGAAGAUUUAAUGAUUUUCUCGAAGGAAAGGCCAGUUCUGAAUGCCUUUGGGAGCUUUUCUGUGUAUCUGUAUGGCUUAGGCGUUGUUAUCUAUUCAUUUGAAGCGAUUGGGAUGAUUUUGCCAAUAGAAGUGGAGAUGAAAGAAAAGCACAAGUUUGGGAAAAUUCUGGGUCUGGCCAUGGCUUUCUUUGCUCUAAUGUUUGGAGUAUUUGGGCUUCUGGGAUACUUUGCUUUUGGGGAAAACACCAAGGACAUAAUCACUACCAAUCUAGGUCGAGGCUUGAUGAGCACCUUGGUUCAGCUGGGUCUCUGUAUAAACCUCUUCUUCACUUUCCCUCUGAUGAUGAACCCGGUGUUUGAGGUGAUAGAGAGGCGGCUGUGUGAAGCUAGAUACUGCUUGUGGCUGAGGUGGCUAGUGGUCCUGGCUGUCACACUGGUGGCUUUACUUGUGCCCAAUUUUGCGGAUUUCUUGUCUCUGGUGGGGAGCAGUUUGUGCGUCCUUCUGGGUUAUGUGCUGCCCGCUUCGUUUCAUCUUCUGGCAAAUAAAGAGGACAUAGGGUGGAGUGGGAUAGUGGUAGAUGGAGGAAUUGUGGCUCUGGGCUUGGCUAUGGCUAUCUUUGGGACUUGGUCUUCCCUGAAAGAGAUAUUUGCUACCAAGGCUUGA
Molecule: messenger RNA, 1146 nt
Organism: Thlaspi arvense
Lineage: Eukaryota; Viridiplantae; Streptophyta; Magnoliopsida; Brassicales; Brassicaceae
Source: the annotation of a GenBank genome assembly